Nanorana parkeri is the source of this 411-nucleotide messenger RNA. RefSeq names its product probable ATP-dependent RNA helicase DDX60. The transcript has 3 exons. Gene Ontology annotation, cellular component: cytoplasm. Lineage: Eukaryota; Metazoa; Chordata; Amphibia; Anura; Dicroglossidae. The record is from RefSeq and is a predicted model, not a curated record. Gene Ontology annotation, molecular function: nucleic acid binding; ATP binding. The annotation marks the transcript as partial.
ACAGAAAGUAAAACAAAUAGUUAUGGAGUUGGAGUUGGUUCGGCUCGUUUUCAGAUGAAAUACAUGGGAACAUACCUAAUGAGAGAUGAGAGGACAGACCCUGACCCGAGAGUGCAACAUUUCAUUCCAGAUACAUGGCAGAGGGAACUCCUUGAUGUGGUUGACAAUUAUGAAUCUGCUGUAAUAGUGGCUCCCACCUCAUCAGGAAAAACCUAUGCCUCUUACUACUGCAUGGAGAAGGUGCUGAAACAAAGCAAUGAAUCAGUUGUGGUUUAUGUUGCUCCUACUAAGGCUCUUGUAAACCAGGUUGUAGCCACUGUAACAUGUCAGUUCAACAAAGAUCUUCCACUUGGAACGGCGUUAUGUGGGGUUUUCACACGGGAUUAUCGUUAUGACGCAUUAAAUUGUCAG